AUGGAAGUGGCAACGUACAGACUGAAGACAGUGGACAUGAAGGAAAGCAGGUUGAGAUGGUACACUUGGGACUGCGUGGGUAGAAGAAAUGCAGUGAGGAGGAGGCACAUCUUUGAUCUAGUCUUCACUGCAACAGAUGGAGCAACUGGGAAGGAGGUGAGAGAUCUAGUGAGUAGUGUGCAAUUUCUUUCUAAAUAUGGCUGGAUAAGACCAGUGAAGUGGGAAGAGGAUUCUGACCCAAAUGCCCUUCCAUCAGCAACUAACAAUCAAGAGUCAAGAGAUGUUUUUGAUGGUGUACAGGAAGAGACAUUUACAGCAAGAAAGCUAGAAAGUAAUUCCAGAGGAAAUGUAAAUGAUAAAUCAUCUUAUGUAAUGGCACUUAAAGAGUUUCAAAGGGCCAAUGGUUUACGUAUAACUGGAGAACUAGAUGAAGCCACUAAGGCUGCAAUGAACAGGCCAAGAUGUGGAGUUCCUGAUAAGAUUGCAAAAAAAGAAAAUUUAACAGAGACCCAACAACAAACUUCCUACAAUGAAAUGCCCAUUGUCAGUAACAUAACAACUCUGAACAACUCAGAGGCAGUAAUCCGUAAAAAAAGAUUUUGGGAACUACUGAUGCCCCCUGCUCGUCAGAAGAGAAGCCUUAUUGUCCUUGGAGAAAUGAGGGGAAUGACUUUUUCAAAGAGAACACUUAAGUGGAGAUUGAUAGGUGAAGGGUACAGCAGUCAAUUACCCACAGAGGAGCAGAGAUACAUUUUUAAACUGGCAUUUAGAAUGUGGAGCGAAGUUAUUCCUUUAGACUUUGAAGAAGAUGUUUCUUCUCCAGAAUAUAUGGUUGACAUUAAACUGGGUUUUGGUACAGGCCAUCAUUUAGGUUGUUCUCAGAAGUUUGAUGGUGACGGCCAUGAGUUUGCUCAUGCUUGGUUUCUGGGUGAUGUCCACUUUAAUGACAAUGAACAUUUUACAGCUCCAAACAGUGAUAAUGGAAUCAGCCUACUAAAGGUAGCAGUUCACGAAAUUGGCCAUGUGCUGGGGCUUCCUCACAUCUACAAAACGGGGUCCAUCAUGCAACCAAAUUAUAUUCCACAGACUUCAAGUGUUGAACUUGACAGUAUUGACAGAAAAAACAUCCAGCAACUUUAUGGUGCCUGUCAAGGAACAUUUGAUACAGUGUUUGACUGGGUUCGAAAAGAGAGAAACAGUUAUGGUGAAUGGAUACUGAGAUUUAAUACUUACUUUUUCCGUGCAAGUUGGUAUUGGCUUUAUGAAAAUCGUAAUAACAGAACACGCUAUGGCGAUCCCAUUAGUCUCUCGUUAGGAUGGCAAGGAAUUCCAAAAGAACAUAUUGAUGCGUUUGUUCAUGUAUGGACAAAGACUAAAGAUGCAACAUACUUUUUCAAAGGCACUCAGUACUGGAGGUAUGACAAUGACAAUGACAAGGCAUACCUGCAAGAUCCCCAAGGUGACAGAUAUCCAAAGGCAAUAUCUGAAACUUUUACAGGAAUCCCUAACCCCAUUGAUACAGCAUUCUAUGACAGAAGAGAUCAAAAUAUAUAUUUCUUCAAAAAUAAUUACGUAUAUGCAUAUGAUAUCAACAAAAAUCAAAGGGUAAAUGGAUAUCCAAAAAGGAUAAAUGAAGUAUUUCCAGCAGUAGUACCUGGUGAUCACCCUUUUAGCAAUCUUGAUGCUGUUUACUUCUCAUACAGCCAUAACUCAAUUUUCUUUUUCAAAGGCAUGCAUUUUUGGAAAGUUGUCAGUGAUAAAGACAGACGGCAAAACCCUUCACUGCCAUACAAUGGACUAUUUCCUAAAAGAAAUGUAACAGAACAAUGGUCUGAUAUUUGUAAUGUGCAUAUUUCAAUGCUGAGAAUGAAUUAA
Messenger RNA from Protopterus annectens (West African lungfish), 1875 nucleotides. RefSeq names its product matrix metallopeptidase 21 (gene MMP21). Lineage: Eukaryota; Metazoa; Chordata; Ceratodontiformes; Protopteridae. The coding region runs from base 1 to 1875 and encodes 624 amino acids. Gene Ontology annotation, cellular component: extracellular matrix. Gene Ontology annotation, biological process: proteolysis; collagen catabolic process; extracellular matrix organization. Gene Ontology annotation, molecular function: zinc ion binding; metalloendopeptidase activity. The record is from RefSeq and is a predicted model, not a curated record. The transcript has 9 exons.